AUGCAACCUGCUACUCAUGCCGACAAACGUUCACCUUUCUCGAUAGCCACCAAGGUUAUUGUUAACCCACCAGAAACAGACAACAAGUUUAUCUCGCAUCCAAUGUUCCCACAUCCGGAUAUGGAAAAAAGUGAUUGUGAAGCUGUUGACUUUGCCCAUCGCCCACCACAGACGAUUGGUGAUAGUAUUGCUGACCGCGCUGUCAAGUUUUGUCGUGCCUCUUUUGACCUUGUGACAGGUUACAAGAAACCAGAAACACUUAACGGUGAGUUGCAAUGGUACAAGGGAACAAGAUAUGAGAUGACAGAGGGGAAAUGGUUGACCAGAUGUAUUUUCCUUGAGAGUAUUGCCGGUGUUCCUGGUAUGGUUGGAGGUUUCCUCAGACAUUUGAGCUCCUUGAGAUUGUUGAAGAGGGACAAGGCGUGGAUCGAAACCUUGUUGGAUGAGGCUUACAACGAGAGAAUGCAUCUCCUUACAUUUAUCAAAUUAGGAGAUCCUUCUUGGUUUACCCGUUCCAUUAUCUACGUUGGACAAGGUGUCUUUGCAAACUUGUUCUUCAUGGUUUACCUGUUUAAGCCAAAGUACUGCCACAGAUUUGUCGGAUACCUUGAGGAGGAAGCUGUGAGAACAUAUACACAUCUUCUUAAGGAUAUAGAUGCUGGCAACUUACCAAAGUUCAACGAGACAAAGCUACCAGAGAUUGCCUGGACAUAUUGGACCGAUUUGGACGAGAACAGCUCUUUCAGGGAUUUGAUUUUGAGAGUGAGAGCUGAUGAGGCCAAGCACAGAGAGGUUAACCACACACUGGCUAACUUGGAUGUCAAAAAAGAUAGAAACCCGUUCGGUAUGAAAUUGCCAGGAGUGCCAGUUGAUGAACAACCUGAUGCAUAUAGUCUGAAGAGCGCAAAACCAACUGGUUGGGAAAGAAAGGACCUCACUCUAUGA
Molecule: messenger RNA, 945 nt
Organism: Williopsis jadinii
Lineage: Eukaryota; Fungi; Ascomycota; Saccharomycetes; Phaffomycetales; Wickerhamomycetaceae
Product: alternative oxidase
Exons: 2
Coding region: 1-945 (314 amino acids)
Biological process (GO): alternative respiration
Cellular component (GO): mitochondrion
Molecular function (GO): alternative oxidase activity
Source: RefSeq, a predicted model, not a curated record